UUUAGUUUCAAAUUCUACACAAUUAGCUUGAACAAAGGCAAAGGACUUCAGCAUGGAAUUGAAUCUGAGCAGCGCCGUCUCGGCGGCCACCAUCCAGUCGGGCUCGGUGAUGAUGAAGGCGCGCAAGGCGAAGAGCAAGAAGUUGCUGCCGACCUUCGAUCUGUCGCUGGAGCAGAAGCAGGACAUCAAGAAGGCUUUCGAUCUGUUCGAUACGGAAUGCACUGGCUUCAUUGAGGUGAAGGAGCUGCGCGUGGCCAUUCGAGCAUUGGGCUUCGAGCCCAACAAGGAGGAGAUCAAAAACAUGAUGGAUGAGAUCGAUAAGGAUAAGACAGGAAGGAUUGCGUUUAAUGAUUUCUUACACUUGAUGCGCUUGAAAAUGGCCGCCAAAGAUGCCGUCCAGGACAGCCUAAAGGCGUUCUCCUUCUUUGAUGAUGAUCGCACCGGCCAGAUCAGCUUCGCCAAUCUGAAGCGUGUCGCCACCGAACUGGGCGAGAAUCUAACCGACGAGGAGCUACAGGAAAUGAUAGACGAGGCUGACUUGAACGGCGAUGGCGAAGUCUCACGCGAGGAGUACUUAAAUGUGGUGAAGAAAACCAAUUUGAUUUAGGCAGACCUUGGACUUUGACACAAACACUAAAC
Molecule: messenger RNA, 639 nt
Organism: Drosophila navojoa
Lineage: Eukaryota; Metazoa; Arthropoda; Insecta; Diptera; Drosophilidae
Cellular component (GO): myosin II complex
Molecular function (GO): calcium ion binding
Source: RefSeq, a predicted model, not a curated record